CGCUUCCUGCCGUUCCACAAGCAUCAGCUGCGUGGUUUAGCAGGGUUAGCUAGCUGAUCCUAUUUUACAAAAUUUUCCUCAUUAAAGAAAACAAUCCAUUGUGUAACCUCUGGAAUCAUGUCAUACCACGACGACGAUGAUUACGACGGCUACUCAAACGAAUAUGACCUCCACACCGGUGAUCCAAAAGCAGACAUGGCUUUUGAGCGCCAGUAUGAACAGCAGACAUACCACGUUAUCCCAGAGGUGAUCAAGAAUUUCCUUCAAUAUUUCCACAAAACCAUCUCAGACUUGAUCGACCAGAAGGUCUACGAGCUGCAGUCCAACCGUGUGUCCAGCGAGAGUAUUGAACAGAAGAUCUAUGAGAUCCAAGAUGUCUAUGAAAACAGUUGGAAUAAGCUGACUGACCGCUUCUUCAAGACGUCUCCUUGGCCAGAUGCUGAGUCCAUUUCAUCACUUGUUGGCAACGAUGCUGUUUUCCUCAUUCUCUAUAAGGAACUGUACUACAGACACAUCUACGCUAAAGUUAGCGGUGGGCCCACAUUGAACCAGAGGUUUGAGUCGUACUACAAUUACUGCAACCUCUUCAACUACAUUUUGAAUGCUGAUGGCCCUGCCCCCUUGGAACUACCAAACCAAUGGCUCUGGGACAUAAUUGAUGAAUUUAUCUACCAGUUUCAGUCGUUCAGUCAGUACCGCUGUAAGACAGCCAAGAAGGCAGAAGACGAAAUUGAAUUCCUGAGAAACAACCCAAAGAUCUGGAACGUCCACAGCGUUCUAAACGUGCUCCACUCCCUUGUGGAUAAAAGUAACAUAAACCGUCAGCUUGAAGUCUACACCAGCGGAGGGGACCCCGAGAGUGUGGCGGGUGAAUAUGGGCGCCACUCCCUCUACAAGAUGUUGGGUUAUUUCAGCUUGGUGGGGCUGCUGAGGCUGCACUCUCUGCUUGGAGACUACUACCAGGCCAUUAAAGUGUUGGAGAAUAUUGAGCUCAACAAGAAGAGCAUGUACUCUCGUGUGCCUGAGUGUCAGGUCACCACCUAUUACUAUGUGGGCUUCGCCUAUCUCAUGAUGAGGCGCUACCAGGACGCCAUUCGAGUGUUUGCAAACAUCUUGCUCUACAUCCAGAGGACGAGAAACAUGUUCCAGAGGUCAACAUAUAAAUAUGAGAUGAUCAACAAACAGAACGAGCAGAUGCAUGCUCUGCUAGCCAUUGCGCUCACCAUGUACCCGAUGCGCAUCGACGAGAGCAUCCACACCCAGCUGAGGGACAAGUACGGGGAUAAGAUGCUGCGCAUGCAGAAAGGAGACCUGCAGGUGUUUGAGGAGUUGUUCAGCUUCGCCUGCCCUAAGUUCUUGUCUCCAGUAGUGCCCAACUAUGACAACGUCCACGCCAACUACUACAAGGAACCCUUCCAGCAGCAGCUCAAGGUCUUCUCGGAGGAGGUGCAGCAGCAGGCUCAGCUGUCCACCAUCCGCAGUUUCUUGAAGUUGUACACCACAAUGCCGGUGGCCAAGCUGGCUGGAUUCCUGGACAUGACUGAGCAGGACUUCCGGAUCCAGCUGCUCGUUUUCAAGCACAAGAUGAAGAACUUGGUGUGGACCAGCGGCAUCUCGGCUCUGGAUGGAGAAUUCCAGUCAGCUUCUGAGGUUGACUUUUACAUUGACAAGGACAUGAUCCACAUAGCGGACACAAAAGUGGCUCGCCGGUAUGGAGACUUUUUCAUCCGACAGAUUCACAAAUUUGAGGAGUUGAAUCGAACACUGAAGAAGACGUCAGCAAACAGCACCUCAGCCACGUCUGGGAGUGCCACAAGCCGAUGAAUCCAAACCUUAACAGGAAAGAGACCGGAGCAUUGACUCUUUACCCGUUGCUGUCAGGUUUCUUGAAAUCUGCUCUUGGUGACUUUUCUGUGUAAUUUGGAAACAAUAAAUCGGUGGACUUACAAACU
Molecule: messenger RNA, 1952 nt
Organism: Hippocampus zosterae (dwarf seahorse)
Lineage: Eukaryota; Metazoa; Chordata; Actinopteri; Syngnathiformes; Syngnathidae
Gene: eif3s6ip
Product: eukaryotic translation initiation factor 3, subunit 6 interacting protein
Exons: 15
Coding region: 118-1824 (568 amino acids)
Biological process (GO): translational initiation
Cellular component (GO): eukaryotic translation initiation factor 3 complex; cytoplasm
Molecular function (GO): translation initiation factor activity; protein binding
Source: RefSeq, a predicted model, not a curated record